AUGGGUAACGACGGUGGAAGUAUUCCCACGCGACGCGAAUUGGUCAAGGAAGCCGCGCGCAACCCGACCACGACCGAAAUCAAGCAGUCACAGCACGAACAACAGGAAUAUGGCUGGACAACCGACCCCAUCACGCGCAAACCUCUCUCUCCGCCCAUCGUCUCUGACUCGAAUGGAAAAUUGUACAACAAAGAGUCUAUUAUCGAAUACUUGCUGCCUUCGGACGAUGCGACCACCACCAAGGCCGACGCUGAGGCCGUCCUCCAAGGCGCUGUCAAGAGUUUGAAAGACGUUGUCGAGAUCAAGUUCGAAGUCGACACCAACGCCGCAAAGGACGUCAAGAACCCUUGGAAGUGCCCCGUCACCGGCGACCGUCUCGGUCCUGGAGAAAAGGCCGUCUACCUCGUGCCCUGCGGCCACGCCUUCUCCGCCACUGCUAUCAAGGAAGUCUCUGGAGAGCGCUGCGUCACUUGCGACCAAGAAUAUGCCGCCAACGAUAUCAUCCCGAUCCUGCCUACUGCCUCAACAGAUAUCGCUCGCCUAGCUCUGCGCGUCAAGACGUUGAAAGAGAAGGGCCUUGCACACUCUCUCAAGAAAGCUGCAAAGGAAUCAAAGAAGCGCAAGAAGCGUGAAGAAGCAGAUGAAGCUCCUCCUCUGAUCUCCGUCGACAAGAAAGAGGCCAACAACAUCAACAACUCCUCCACCGCCGCCUUGACAGCAAAGGUCCUUCAAGAGCAAGAAAUAAAGAAAAGGAAGAUGCACAACGAUAACCUGAAGACCCUGUUCUCCUCAAGAGAUCAGAGCAAGCCGAUAGGCAAGAGUGCCGACUUCAUGACAAGAGGUUAUGAUAUCCCGGCCGGCGCAAAGAGGUGA
Molecule: messenger RNA, 873 nt
Organism: Aureobasidium pullulans EXF-150
Lineage: Eukaryota; Fungi; Ascomycota; Dothideomycetes; Dothideales; Saccotheciaceae
Product: DUF602-domain-containing protein
Exons: 1
Coding region: 1-873 (290 amino acids)
Biological process (GO): mitotic DNA replication termination; site-specific DNA replication termination at RTS1 barrier
Cellular component (GO): nucleus
Source: RefSeq, a predicted model, not a curated record